GGUAACUCAAAGCUUGAAUUUGUAUUUAUUCAUUCACUGUCACUACGAUAAAGUACUUGUAUAGUCCGAUUAGUUUGGUAAAGAUUUUCAUACUCUAAUACUUUUCUGCCCAAUAAUUAGUUUAAUUUUAGAGAAAUACUACAUUUAAUUAACUUAAAAUGCCAGCUGCACCAAGUUCUACAUCAGUUGGAGCAGGAGGUCGUUCUCCAAGCAGAGUAGUAGCAUCAAGAACCAGCGGUGCUGGUACCGUUAGGCAAAGGAAAACUGCUCCAGCUACAUCAGCAAGAAACCGAACUACAGGAACAGGAUCUGGAGGAAUGUGGAGAUUUUACACAGAUGAUUCCCCUGGAAUUAAAGUUGGACCUGUUCCAGUUCUUGUAAUGUCGCUAUUAUUUAUUGCAUCUGUAUUUAUGCUUCAUAUUUGGGGAAAAUAUACAAGAUCUUAAAGUAAAA
Chelonus insularis is the source of this 453-nucleotide messenger RNA. RefSeq names its product Sec61 translocon subunit beta (gene Sec61beta). Gene Ontology annotation, molecular function: guanyl-nucleotide exchange factor activity. Bases 159 to 446 code for a protein of 95 amino acids. The record is from RefSeq and is a predicted model, not a curated record. Gene Ontology annotation, biological process: SRP-dependent cotranslational protein targeting to membrane, translocation; post-translational protein targeting to membrane, translocation. The transcript is spliced from 3 exons. Gene Ontology annotation, cellular component: Sec61 translocon complex; membrane. NCBI's taxonomy places the organism in Eukaryota, Metazoa, Arthropoda, Insecta, Hymenoptera, Braconidae.